AUGGCAGCCGUUGAUGGUAGCUCCGGUCGGCCUUCUCUUGCCGAUUUGGUGGCUGCUGUCCCUCAACCUAUACCUGAGAUGUUUCUUGCUCCCAGACCUCCGAAGAUGGUGGAAGGAGAGGUUUACUUUCAAUUCACUAAAGAAGAGAUCGCACGUUCGGCGGAGCCUUUCCGCUAUUCGGUAGUGCUGAAGUUUCUGAAGAACAGACCUUCGUUGGAUGCAGUGAGGGCUUUUAUUCACAGUCGCUGGGGUCUUAUGGCCAUUCCUGUUGUAUCAUCCAUGAGGAGGCCUCGUAAUGUAUUCGUACGCAUGGCUAAUGAAGUUGAUUUCACCAAGGCUUUAUCGCUGGAGGUUUGUGAGAUAAAUGGAGUAUUCUACCGUGCUUUCAGAUGGUCACCAGAUUUUAAUGAGGAUGCAGAGCCUUCUAGGGUCUCGGUAUGGGUUACCUUGCCGGGUCUCCCUCCAAAUUUUUAUCAAGAAGCGUUCUUGAACAUAUUGAUGGCACCUAUUGGCAAUUUCAUCCGCCGUGACAACCCGACUCGGUGUGCAACAAGAACGGAUGGUGCACGCCUCUGUGUGGAAGUGGAUGCUGCGAAACCACCGCUGUCUCAUUUCUGGAUUGGAGCACCUGGGCUUCCUUCAAGUCGUAGGCAGGAAAUUAUCUAUGAAACACUCCCGGCAUAUUGCUCUUCUUGUAAUAUGCAGGGGCAUAAUGCAAGGACUUGUAAUCCUGGGAAAGUUGAUAAGAUUGGGGGAAGAAAAGUGAUUAAAAAAGUUCAUCCAGAGACAAAGAUUCUGGCAGAUGAUCAGGGGGCGGAGCAAUCUGUUGAUAAUGUGGAUAUUCCCUCGCUGGUUGUUGUGGAAAAUAUUGUUCAUGCAGAAAAUAGUAGGAGGAUGGAGCAGGAAACAGAGGAUGCUGGGGUGAGUAAGGAGUUGGAGAUAGUUGCUAUAGAUUAG
This is a messenger RNA of Juglans regia (Persian walnut), 957 nucleotides long. RefSeq lists its product as uncharacterized. The record is from RefSeq and is a predicted model, not a curated record. The coding region runs from base 1 to 957 and encodes 318 amino acids. The transcript has a single exon. NCBI's taxonomy places the organism in Eukaryota, Viridiplantae, Streptophyta, Magnoliopsida, Fagales, Juglandaceae.